GGAGCCGGGCCGGGCUGGGGGGCCGGGCCGAGGAGGGACAGAGCGUGGCCGGGUGAGGCGGGACCGGUCCCGUCGGGGCACCAUGUCGGGGGUGGCGAGGACGGCCAUCUGCCUGCUGCGCUGCGACCUGCGCGCCCACGAUAACCAGGUGCUCCACUGGGCUCAGAGUAACGCGGAUUUCGUUAUUCCCCUCUACUGCUUCGACCCACGGCACUACCUGGGCACCCAUUGCUUUGGUUUCCCAAAAACAGGGCCCCAUCGGCUCAGGUUUUUGCUGGAAAGCGUGAAGGAUCUAAGGGAAACUCUCAAGAAAAGAGGAAGUACCCUGGUUGUGAGGAAGGGGAAGCCAGAAGAUGUGGUCUGUGAUUUGAUUACGCAGUUAGGUUCUGUCAGUGCUGUGGCUUUCCAUGAAGAGGCCAUGCAGGAGGAGCUGGAUGUGGAGAAACUGCUGUGCGAGGUGUGUUGUCAGCAUGGGGUGAAGACUCACACAUUCUGGGGAUCCACGCUGUAUCAUCGGGAUGACCUUCCCUUCAGGCCUAUCGCCAGGUUGCCUGAUGUCUACACCCAUUUCCGAAAAGCAGUGGAAUCUGAGGCAAAGGUCCGGCCAACUCUGCAGAUGGCAGACCAGCUAAAGCCUCUGGCUCCAGGGGUGGAAGAAGGGUGUAUCCCUACAAUGGAGGAUUUGGGACAGAAGGAUCCUGUGACUGAUCCACGAACAGCCUUCCCCUGCAGUGGAGGAGAGACCCAAGCUUUAAUGAGACUGCAGUAUUACUUCUGGGACACGAACCUGGUUGCAUCUUACAAGGAGACUCGCAAUGGACUGGUGGGAAUGGAUUACUCGACCAAAUUUGCACCAUGGCUGGCGCUGGGCUGCAUUUCACCUCGAUACAUCUAUGAGCAGAUACAGAAGUAUGAAAAAGAGAGAACGGCAAAUCAGAGCACAUACUGGGUCCUGUUUGAACUGCUGUGGCGGGAUUACUUUCGAUUUGUGGCCCUGAAGUAUGGCAGAAGGAUUUUCUCAUUAAGAGGGCUUCAAAAUAAAGAGGUCCCCUGGAAAAAGGACCUUCAGCUCUUUGACUGUUGGAAAGAGGGCAAAACAGGGGUUCCUUUUGUCGAUGCCAACAUGCGAGAGCUGGCUGCGACAGGCUUCAUGUCUAACAGAGGGCGGCAGAAUGUUGCCAGCUUUCUCACCAAGGACCUGGGUCUGGACUGGAGGAUGGGGGCGGAAUGGUUCCAAUACCUGCUGGUGGAUUACGAUGUUUGUAGCAAUUAUGGCAACUGGUUAUACAGUGCUGGUAUUGGCAACGACCCACGGGACAACAGGAAGUUUAACAUGAUUAAACAAGGCCUGGAUUACGACAGCAAUGGGGAUUACGUGCGGCUGUGGGUCCUGGAACUACAGGGCAUAAAGGGAGCAGAUAUCCACACCCCUUGGGCACUGAACAGUGCUGCUCUCUCCCAGGUGGGAGUAACUCUAGGUAAGACCUACCCACAGCCAGUUGUGACAGCCCCAGAGUGGAGCCGACACAUCAACCAGAGGCCUCAGGAGAGAAGUCCCCAUCCCAGGGGCAGGAGAGGCCCUGCACACACGCCAAGGCAGCACAAGGACAGAGGGAUAGAUUUUUACUUUUCUCGCAAGAAAGAUGCAUGAUGAAGCCUGCACAGGUGCAUGCUGGAGGAGCGCUCUGUGGGAGGUUUUGCUGCCGAAGACGCCGGGAUAACGGUUCAUCGCCUUGAACUAGGUUAAUCUCAAGCCAAUGAUACAAAUCUGGCCCCAGUAAAGGAACCGGGGAUCUGGCCGUUCAGGACACCAGCUGGUGGCAAUUUGGGGGUUGGGCACUGGCACUGGUUGUGGUGAAUGGAUCUUGUGUGCGCACCCUGUGCUGUGAGCCCCGAGGUAGUUCCCCAGGCGCUCUCCAGGAGCGGCCGCCCUUCCGUGCCCCGACUCCCACGGACAGCACAUCACUCCCAACUCUGCAAACUCCUUUGGGUGACAGGGCCGCCUAACCAAUGCUAAUUAACCAAAAUGGCAUGGCCUUUCUCUUUGGAGGAGGCGCAGCUGCUUUUCCUGCGCCUCUUGCUUUGCACUGGUGCUUACGGCUGGAUUUCCACCCCUCUACAAACUCGAGCAGGUGGUUUCUGUGGCAGGUGUUCAGUCAGAACUCUUUCUAAUGAACUUUCUUGUGCUAAUAUUUCAUGUUUUAAAGCUUUAAAAUUACCAAUCAUUGGGCAAUUAAAAGUUUUGCUGCUGGAA
This is a messenger RNA of Falco peregrinus (peregrine falcon), 2254 nucleotides long. RefSeq names its product cryptochrome DASH-like. The record is from RefSeq and is a predicted model, not a curated record. Gene Ontology annotation, molecular function: damaged DNA binding; FAD binding; deoxyribodipyrimidine photo-lyase activity. Gene Ontology annotation, biological process: photoreactive repair. The transcript is spliced from 14 exons. The coding region runs from base 83 to 1651 and encodes 522 amino acids. NCBI's taxonomy places the organism in Eukaryota, Metazoa, Chordata, Aves, Falconiformes, Falconidae.